Messenger RNA from Parasteatoda tepidariorum (common house spider), 2449 nucleotides. Lineage: Eukaryota; Metazoa; Arthropoda; Arachnida; Araneae; Theridiidae. The record is from RefSeq and is a predicted model, not a curated record.
ACUUAAAAACGACAGAAGUAGGAAAGUGAAAGCUUUCGUCAAUAGGAAAACAUGCUUUCUUCUGUAGUACUUCUGUUUUAUGUUUGUAAUUAGUUUUGUUUCUAGCAAUGCAGUUUGUGAUAAUGAGAAAGGGGAUGGGGUAGCAUAUACUGUUUAAUUAUAUUUCCAUACCUCUAUUUUUUUUUUUAAAAAAAAAGCAAUCUUCGACUACUUUUCAACAAUGUGCUAUUUUCUUUCUUUUGUCAGUGAAGGGCUAAAUACAGGCUGUUUUAAACUAUUAAAAGAGAAACAGCAUUAUUUUCAUUGAAUGCGAUUAUUGAUUGUCUUACAUUACUCUGAAAGAAGAAAGAAAUUUGAGUCUUAUUGAUCUACAAUCUGUACUGUUGCUGUUUGAGCUGUUGCUUGAAUAAAGACUGUCAAGAACUUGAUGAUCCAUAAUGUCUGCUUGCCAAAUUGAAAGCCUAGGAAAUCGCAACAUUGUGGAGUUUAAAGGUCUUCUCACAUCUAAUGGACUCAUAAAGAGAGCAGUUUUGCAGUACAGAAAUCUGGACAUAAGUUUAGGCUGUUCACUUCGAAUAACAAAUGUUCAAACAAAGGAAGUUUACGACGAUGAUAAUGCAGUUAUACCAAAAAAUACCGCAAUUCGUAUUACACGUGUUCCUGUCGCGAGUGCGUUGAAGAGAAAUAGCCAAUAUUGUAUUGACAAGAAGAAGAUGUUGGAAGAUAAUGUGGAUCCCGAGAUUACUGAUGAUGUUCCCGAGGAAUUAUUGUGUAUUGCUUGCAACUCUCUUCUACAAGAUGCAGUUUUAGCUCCUUGCUGUGCAAAUAGUUUUUGUUAUGAGUGUGGUUAUCUAGCAUUUUCCAAUUCAGAGUGCCCAGUUUGUCAUGAUUUUGAGGUUACUAAUUCGGAUAAUCUAAUUCCAUGUCUGUAUUUACGAAAGGCUGUGCAAAGUUUCAAGUCUUCAAACCAAGAGUUUUCUGAACUAAGUUCUAAAUCUAAAUUGCCUGAAUUCAGAACUACUGUUGAAUUUUUUAAAGCAAUAGAAAAGACUCUUGAAACUGAGAAAAAGCCACUGGAUGUUAAAGAUUCCAUAAAAAGGGAUCCUACAACAGCUUUAAAGUUAGAUAAUAGCUGUCAAGAGUUUGGAAAUUCAAUAGCAGAUGAAUCUUCUUGUGAUGGGAUACAAUCUGGCAGGAAGAUUGAGACUAUUAUUACUUCAAGAUGUACAUAUGGACAAAGGCCAAUUCGAGAUUCCUAUUUUGAUGAUUAUUCUUAUUGUGAUACAUCUGAUGACAUUUCAUAUCUUGAAGCAGAACCAUUGCCACCAGGAGUAGAACCUUUGCCUUGCCAAAUUCCGACUUACUUGAGUUGUCGUUAUGAAGUGCAUGAUUCUGCAGUCACUUUUAACAUGAAUGAAAGGAGUAUCAAUUAUGAUUUGGAAACUUUGAAUCGUAAAAAAUAUGACAGAAACCAUUAUGGAGAGGAAUUACCUCGCAAUAAAAGUAGAAGCUCUGGUCAUCCUAGUUAUGAACACGUGUUGUCAUCUUCUUCUAAAUCUUUGUCUGACUCAACUAGUGAAAAAUCGCCAGAUUAUCCUACAAUUCUCCCUGGAAUAUCAAAAAUACAUUCACAUUCCGAUUAUCACUCUUCCACCAGCACAGAACACCGAUCUAGUCGGAGAUCAGCCAAACGAUCAAGAUCUUCCAAGUCUCGUCCACGAAAGAGAUCCUCUUCUUCCAGAAUAUGCUGGAAAUCUUCUAAUUCUGAUUCUCGAUCUUCUACCGACAAAGAGUCUCAAUCUAGGAAGAAGUCAACCAAGCGAACCAGGUGUCAUCUUGGAAGGAGAUCGUCUUCUCCCAAAGAACACUGUAGAUCUUCUCACAGGAGGGUUUCGUAUUCCAGAAAUCUCCCUUGUCUUUCUUCUGAUUCUGGAAAGUUCUUUCAUCCUCCCCAGGUUGUUGGUUCUGAUAAAGGAGACAUUGUUCAGAAAGAAGAGAUGUUCCGUAAGAAGCACAUAGGUGAAAAGGAAGUGCAUAUUGAACAAAAUAAGUCUUUGUAUCAGAAAAAGCCUCGUUUUGAAGCACAAUGCUCCAGCAUAUUCUCUAAGCCUAUUGAUACAAAAAUGUCUCUCGACAAUUUUGAACCAGAUUAUGAGCCGGAAGAUAUUGUCAUGAAGGCGUCUGAAAGAAGAAGUGUUUUCCAGGAACAUAGUGACAAAAGAAUAAAAUUGGAAGAAAAUGGAUGCUAUGUCAGCAAAAGAGUUUCUUGUAUCAAAUCUUCUCCAGAUGAAGAAUGUUCAAGUUCUGAUAAAGAAAAUGCUUAUAAAAUUAAAAAAUCAUGUCACAAAAAGCGUAAGAGUGUUCAUUUGAAGAAAAAAAGUCACAAAUCAAAAAGAGAAUGAAAAAAAAAUUGUACCUAUUUUGAUCUGUUGAAAUGAAUCUGUUUAAU